UUUUCAUUUGCCUUCGCACUCCGACAUGGCUCCGAACGCGCCGCCAGUCGUGCACGACGCGGGCACGCCGCAGUACCACAACGUGACCACGCCCGUGUACCGCGCGACGACGACGAAAUCGGACCCGGUGCAGUCGGCGCCGUCGCUUUUCGUGCACUGGGUCAUUGGUCUUUUGCUGGCCUUCUCGGUGUUUACCAUUACGGUCUACUACAUGCCGAUCCGCGACCCGGUCACGUUGAACGUCCUCAACAAGUGGUGGAACGUCAACCCCAAGAUCAAGGGCUCGGGCCACUCGGAGAUGACGAUGCCCACGUACUUCUUCUUUGGCGUCGUGCUCCCGGUCCUCGUCGCGUUCUUGCUGGUGCGCUUUGUGACCAAGGGCGUGCCCGCGCCUGUGCCCCACCUCUCGCACUGGCUUCACCGCAAGCCGCGCUUUGCUUUCUCGCUCGUGAGCUACGGCGAGAUCCUCUUCCUCAUCGUCGUUACAGUUGGGAACGUCCUCUUCUUCUACUACUUUUACUCGGCGCGCGUGACGGCCAAGACGACGUACGACAAGCGCAUUGGUGUCGCCGCCAAGACGCUCGGCUUCUCGACCUUGUACAACAUGGCGUUCCUUGCGCUGCCUGCGACGCGCCACUGCUUUUGGAUGGAGUGGCUCGGCAUCCCGUACGCCCACGGCAUCAAGUACCACCGCUGGCUCGGCAUUGUGACGAUCGUCGCGCUCAUUUUGCAUACGGCGUUUUACAUCAAGGACUAUGCCAACGAUGACGACCUUAUCGGGCUCUUGCCGUGCUUCAACUGCAACAUCGGGGCGGGCGAAGGCAAGUCGCGCUGGGUCAACUCGUUCGGAUGGCUCUCGGGCAUCGCCAUGUUUAUCAUGGGUCUCACCUCGAUGCCGUUCAUUCGUCGCCGCUUCUACAACGUCUUUUACGUCACACAUUUUCUCUUUAUUCCGGCCGCGUACUUUGCCGUUUUGCAUUGGGGCAACAUUGUCCUCUGGCUCUUCACGACCACCGUGCUCUACAUUGUGAACCGCAUGAUGUCGUCGGCCACGAUUCAGGCGCCGGUCAUCAUCCAAAAGGCGGCCGCGUACCCGCACGACGUGACCGAGCUCGUGUUUGAGUGCGCAACCUCGUACCAGGCCGGCGACGUCGUCUACCUCAAGGUCCCGUCGGUCUCCAAGACGCAAUGGCACCCGUUCAGCGUCGCGUCGACGCCACUGCACACGCCCGGCUCGCUCACGGUGUACAUCAAGACGCUCGGCCAGUGGUCCGGCCAGGUGCACGAGUACAUUCGCCAGUGCACGGCUUCCGGUGUCGACCCCGUCGUGUACAUGGAUGGUGGCUACGUCUCGCCCGCACUUGUGCCGGCGUCGUACGAAAAGGUCGUCUUCAUCGGCGGCGGCAUCGGUGUCACUCCGCUCAUGGCCCAGAUCAUGCACGUGCUGUACACGCAUCCGUCGCAGGAGGUGCAUUUGAUCUGGCACGUGCGCGAUGUGCGCAUGAUGGUGCAGUUCCAGCAGUGGUUCCACGAAGCCACGGCCGUCGCGGACCACUCGCGCCUCCACUUGCAUUUGUACGUGACGCAGCCGCCGACGACGGUCAUGACGAUCCAGGACGCGCCGAUGACGUCGACGGUGUUCGAUCUCAAGGCCUCUUCGAUCCCGGCGCGGCCGUACGCCAAUCUCUCGGUGAUGCGCCAGGUGCUGCUCAUGCUUGUGGCGUUCUUCUGCGCCGGCGGCCUUCUCAUCAUUGUGCGCUACAGCAACAAGAUCGCGGUCGUCGACAAGACGUACUGGCCGCUCCAGCGUACGGUCGAGUUUGUCGCGGUGGUGGUCGGUGCCUACUGGGCGUACGUCGUCGUUUUGAUCAAGCCGUACAAGCCGCUCGCGACGGCCGUGACCAAGACGCCGGUGGACAUCAAGGCCAAGGACGCGAUGACGAUCGAUGCAUUCGUGACGCACUACAAGGUGCAGUACUGCCGCGCCGACUGGCCGUCGCUGUGGGCCAACAUUACGAACGGUAUCGAGAAGACGCUGACGCCCAAGAUCGGCGUCUACGUCUCGGGCCCCAAGACGCUGUCGCGCACUGUCGACGCGAUGGCCAACUCGACGCUCUUCGAUGUCCACCACGAAGAGUUUGAAAUGUAGAUGCAGUGUUUAGAAGCAAUGCAAAUGUGUACAAUGCGUUCUGUACCCAAAUGUGUCGAGGUCUUAUAGCUCCACGAAGACGAC
Messenger RNA from Saprolegnia parasitica CBS 223.65, 2233 nucleotides. RefSeq lists its product as hypothetical. The coding region runs from base 26 to 2149 and encodes 707 amino acids. NCBI's taxonomy places the organism in Eukaryota, Oomycota, Saprolegniomycetes, Saprolegniales, Saprolegniaceae. The transcript has a single exon. Gene Ontology annotation, molecular function: oxidoreductase activity. The record is from RefSeq and is a predicted model, not a curated record. Gene Ontology annotation, cellular component: plasma membrane.